Cyphellophora europaea CBS 101466 is the source of this 1581-nucleotide messenger RNA. RefSeq lists its product as uncharacterized. The coding region runs from base 1 to 1581 and encodes 526 amino acids. NCBI's taxonomy places the organism in Eukaryota, Fungi, Ascomycota, Eurotiomycetes, Chaetothyriales, Cyphellophoraceae. The record is from RefSeq and is a predicted model, not a curated record. The transcript has a single exon.
AUGGAACCUGCAAGGAUCUCUCAGCGCUACGUUGGGCCUCCCACCCUUGGCCCGAUCCUAGAGACUGGACAGCGUCGAGCACUCAUCGGUUGGAAGCAUAACCGAGAUACCGUCGCCGCUCUUCCCAAUGGCCAACUCUGGUGUUGGGUGUCUCAAGGCAAAGGUCAAAGACCCCCAGGCCAGCCCAAGUUGCAAAUCUUUGAUACUGAUGGCAACCGGUCGAGGUUCUUUGGUCCACGGAUUGACUGUGGAGUGGCCAACUUCAGCAUGGUCCGUAUGUUCCACCCAUACUGGUGUCCCAAUGGCCAGAUUCCUGUGGAUAUGGACUCUGAUGACAAACGGAGAUGCCGAGACCUCUAUCAUGAGCUCAUCGACCAGAAUAUCGAUGACUAUAACAACAAUGGCUCAGACGACGAUGACGAUGACGAUGGCGAUGACGACGACGACGGCGGCGGAGGUGGUGGUGGAGAUGGAGAUGGCGACGACGGCGACCGGCAGUAUCGGCGUUUUAAUCGCGAAGAGAACGGCAUCUUGUCCAACGCUCGUACCCAAGGGAUCAUACGCAGUGGCCCCUGGAAGCGACAGAUGGCUGAGCGCCGAGAAAAGGUCAUGUGGGACGAGUGGGAGGAGCAAUUGCGCCAGAAAGGACAAGCUAGCGACCGACGACGACUCGCUGCUGCAAGCCGCAACCGGGCUGGGCGCAACGCCAUCGCUGCUCGGCGUGCAGCUCGCUUCAACCGACAGUCUACUGGAAGCAGCUCUGAUAGUCAGCAGCAGCGCCAAGCUAGACGCGAUGCUAUGCAGAACGACCAAGCUAGGAUGCGCCGUGAGCGGCGCGCUCGCAAUGAAGCUGCUAGCAGUAGUAGGCUUCAAUCUCAGAUCAUCAGUGACUCGGAGUCGGACGAUGGAGGUGACUAUGGUGAUAUCAUGCACGGCGGCGAGGACGACGAGCAAUUCUUGCGAGAUGCGCUCAUGUACAACGCCACCAACGGCGUCAUUGAAUUGGACGAUGAUGAUCUGAACGUGAACGGAAGUGGGUAUGGAUACGCCAAUGCCCUUCAACAGCAUGAUGAGGAAUACGAGCAAAAGAUGUUCGUGUCUGAGUCUAGCGACAACAAUUCUAACAAUGGCAAUCAUCCGGAUAGCAAUGCCGGCGACAGCCAAGAAGGCAAUGCCAACAAUGACAUGGCUAGCGACAACGAUGUCCCCAACGAUCCUGCUCGGAACUCCAAUGAGCCGAACACUCGUGGCGGCAGCAAUGACAACGCCGACCAAACCCCCAGGGGCGGUAACGGUCGUGCUUCCUCCCUGGCUUCGCACAACUCAAACCGUAGCAUCAAAGAAGAGAAAAUCAAGCAGGAGCAAGCCGUGGAUCUUGAAGCACUGGAAAUUGACCCCGAUGAAGUUGAGGUCAUGGGUGAACGAGUGAUCAACCCACCUCCGCAACUCACGGGUGCUGGUAGCCUGGAUGACCCUUUUGCCUUCGACCGAGUGGUGGAGGAUGAAUUUAAGCAAAGAUCUGAUUUUUCGAUCGCGUAUUCGGAGAUGAAAGGACCCCUUGAGCUGUAUGAGAAUUCCUGA